This is a messenger RNA of Panicum hallii, 2655 nucleotides long. Its product is annotated as putative wall-associated receptor kinase-like 16. The record is from RefSeq and is a predicted model, not a curated record. Gene Ontology annotation, biological process: cell surface receptor signaling pathway; protein phosphorylation. The coding region runs from base 265 to 2253 and encodes 662 amino acids. Gene Ontology annotation, cellular component: plasma membrane. Gene Ontology annotation, molecular function: protein serine/threonine kinase activity; ATP binding. The transcript is spliced from 2 exons. NCBI's taxonomy places the organism in Eukaryota, Viridiplantae, Streptophyta, Magnoliopsida, Poales, Poaceae.
GGGGGGGGGGAGCGAAGAGCUCUUUGCUAUCGGUUGGCCAGAGAUAGGUCUUGGAGGCCAUCACCGACGUCGAUGGCAAAAGGCUCCUUCUGAAGAUCUGAACUCAGCGGCCAGUUGCCGCUGAGGUGCCUGACAAAGUUGGUGCGUUCUUAGGACAAAAUAUUAUACUAAAUCAACUGUCUAUGAUGCCUUAGACACACUUAGCAGAUUCUUUGUAGAAGUGCCAGUUCCUGCAUAUUGUGACUUCUAUAGUGUAGGCAUAAAAUGGAAUUUCCAGAAGACGCGCGUUCACCUGGAGAGCUCACACCAGAUCAUGACAUGGAAGGGUGGACAGUCGACAGCAAUCACAAUAUUAUGACUUUCACAGAAGAUGAGAUUAAAACAAUCACUAGCAACUACAGCACUCUUAUUGGGAAAGGUGGCUUUGGAGAAGUCUAUAAAGGGAUCCUUGGUGAUGACUAUGAUCUAGUUGCAGUUAAGAGAUAUAUCCGCAAAGAGUUGAGAGAAGAGUUUAUGGAAGAAGUAGGCAUUCAUAGACAAAUGAGCCAUAAAAACGUUGUGAAGCUAAUAGGCUAUUGUAUUGGAGAAAGUACUCUAACGCUGGUAACAGAGUAUAUCUCCAAAGGAAACCUGGAUGACAUACUCCACAACAGUACUAUUUCCAUUCCUCUGGACGUAAGAUUGGGUAUUGCUAUAGGGUGCGCAGAAGCAUUGAGCUACAUGCAUUCGAUGCAUUUAUCAAGUGACAGCCUUGUAUACCAUGGUGAUAUUAAACCUGCCAACAUACUUUUAGAUGAAAAUCUUACAGCAAAAGUUUCAGAUUUUGGACUGGCAAGGCUUCUUUUAGGAGGCAUCACUCAGUACACUAGGAAUGUAAAAGGAAGUAUAGAUUACAUGGAUCCUAUACAUCUUCGGGAAGGGCGUCUUACUCCGAGGAGUGAUGUUUAUAGUUUUGGAGCUGUUCUCUUGGAAAUCAUAGCUAGGAAAAGGAUAAAACAGGGGAACUCUAGCCUCAUAUCAACUUUCAGUAAUGCCUGCGGUAAAAGUGAAUCGUUGAGGAAGCUUUUUGAUGCAGAAAUAGCUUGUAAGGCCAAUAUGAAGAUCCUUGAGGAAAUAGGCAAGCUGGCUACUGAAUGCCUGACACUGGACAUUCAUAAACGUCCUAGGAUUAGUGAUGUUGCUAAACGCCUUUUGAUUCUGUGGAAAGCUCUGCAGGGAGGACAAGAAAAAAGGGAACUCCUUUUGAGGUCACAAAAGGUUGGCUCAAGCAGCUUCAACUGUACCAGCUCAGUUGGGCACCGCAGAAAGAGGAGUUUGGGCAUCUUCGAGACGGAUGUCGUGGAUCCUGAGAUACUAACAAAGCUUGGCAGCAUGAGAUUUUUUACAGUGGCGGAGCUAUAUGAAAUCACAAAGAACUUCUCAAAACUAGUCGGUGAAGGCUGGUUAGCAGAGGUGUACAAGGGUACUCUUGAGGACAACACGGUGGUGGCAGUGAAAAAAUCUCUUCAGUUACAUGAGGUGCAUAGAUAUCAUUUCGUUAACGAAGCGAUGAUCCAUGCUCAACUCACCCACAACAAUAUUAUCAAACUUUUGGGCUUUUGCCUGGAGGUUGACGUUCCAAUUUUUAUAUAUGAGUAUGCUGCUAAUGGUACUCUCUCAGACCUCCUGAAUGGUACCAAAUGUUUCCCCCUCGAACUGCGGUUGCAGAUUGCGAUCAGAACUGCAAAAGCAUUAGCAUACAUGCACUCGUCUGAUUCUGGUUGCAUCAGACAUGGUAGUGUCAACCCUUCGAACAUCCUUCUAGAUGAUGGCUUCAUGCCCAAGGUCUCAGGUUUUUCACUUUCAAGGAGGCUUACCAAGGACUACGAUUCAGGCCCUAUUGUAGUUUACAGGCACUACAGCGACCCAAACUUUGUGCAGACUGGGCUUCUGACGGUGAAAAGUGAUGUGUACAGCUUCGGGAUUGUUCUUUUCGAGCUCAUCACCAGGAAGAUAUCUGUAUACGAUGAAGACCGUAGAGUUAUGGACCUUGUGACCAGAUACAACAAAGCUUAUCAUUCAGACAACAGAGGAGUAGCGAUGUUUGAUAAGGAUAUCAAGGCUACAGAGGAUAUCAUCCUGCUUGAAGGGAUCGGGAGGCUAGCAACUGAGUGCACCAAACUGGAAUCAGAUGAGAGACCCACAAUGAAGGAGGUGGCAGAACGCCUCGAGAUGCUUAGAGCAUCUUGGAACAAGGCCAGCCAAGGCGGAUAGCUACUAGCUUCACAAGUUGCACGUACACACGAUGGAACAAGGAUGGCCAAAGGCGGAUAGCUACUAGCUUAGACCCAACGGAAGGAGGCCAGCAACCUGUUUCAAGAGAUGGUCUUCAUGCCGGAUCCCUCUCUAAACUCAGCACACAAACUCUCGAAUUGUCUAAACUUUCUUUCUGGAUUUGUUAGCCGCUAUUCCAAGCUGCGUCCUGCAGGACGUUGCAGACCAGUUCUGUUCUUCAGAAGCUAAGCGUUUGGCUAGGUUCCCUAAUUGACCCAUGCAUCCGUCAGCUUCUCCUGGUAGAAAAUUUAUUUUUGAACUAUUUGAGGCUUUGAGUUUGUGUAAUCUUUGACUCAUCAAUUUAUGCGCACAUUAUUUGCCAUCAAAAAUUGGUUUCGCUAA